AUGGAACUGCUCAAUGAAGCUGGAAACUUGGCAGCUGUUCAAAAUUUACUACGCUCCAAUCCUUACUGGGCUGGCUAUGUUGGUCAACUUGGUGGUCUUCCUGCACCGCUGCCUCUUGUAAUGAGCUUACCUUUGUCUGCCGCAAUAUCCUCCGUUCCACACUCUCUUUCGUUUAUGUUUCCUUCCACAACUCAAGUUGUUGCCUCGAAAGAGUCCACAUCCAUUGAUGUUGAAGACACAAACACUAACUAG
Molecule: messenger RNA, 252 nt
Organism: Necator americanus (New World hookworm)
Lineage: Eukaryota; Metazoa; Nematoda; Chromadorea; Rhabditida; Ancylostomatidae
Exons: 1
Coding region: 1-252 (83 amino acids)
Source: RefSeq, a predicted model, not a curated record